Molecule: messenger RNA, 2305 nt
Organism: Prorocentrum cordatum
Lineage: Eukaryota; Dinophyceae; Prorocentrales; Prorocentraceae
Source: the annotation of a GenBank genome assembly
GCUCCGAGAGUUCCACAAGGUGCAGAACUCUUUCUUCGCGGAGCUUGCGGACGACUGUCCCAGAAGCUGCCCCUCCACCUUCAACCUGAACAUGCCCAGGGAAGAGGGCCUGUUCGGCAAGGGCGGGCACCACCAGUACCUCUCGUCCUGCAGGAACUUCAUCUGCAAGUCCAUGGCCGACACCGACCACAAGUCCCUGCUGAGGCGGACAAAGUCCUACGUGGAGCGGCUUCUCACGGGCCAGUCGCUGCUCGUCCCCAUCUAUCCGCGGGGCCACCUGCCAGGUUAUGUCAUCAUGGCGAACCUGGCCCCGCCCUUGGAGAAUCAUGAUAGAUGGGACUUCAAGUAUGACCUGAAGGGCUGCGCCGACGACAAGAUUUUGGAGAAAGAUGGAAAGAUGGUCAAGCCAGUGCGAAGACGAUGGUAUCGCGCGGACAGGUGGUCAAAAUGUUGCUGGUCAGACUUGCGCUGGCAGUAUUGGAAGGGGAAGGAGGGCGCCCGGAAGCUGGAGUUCGCCUUCCCGCCGGACCAGCGAGCGGAGAUUGUCCGGAAGAUCCAGGGCGACGCCGAGUGGCUGAUCAAAGAAGGCCUCAUGGACUACUCGAUCUUCAUGGCGGUCCGGCAGACCACCAUGGAGAAGCUCGCCGGCGCCGGCGAGCGCACCUCGCCGGUGAGGCAGUACGCGCGGCUCGAGGGGCAGGAGCGCGUCGUGGUGGUGUCGCUGGGCAUCAUCGACUUCCUGCAGCCGUGGACGGCGGGGAAGAAGGCCGGCGAGCUCGGCGGCCUCGGCAUCUUGGCCUCCGUGUCCGACCUGCCGAAGACGGAGGCCCUGGGCAUCGAGCUGCACGCCGGCGGGGCCUCCGCGGCCCCCGUCUCGGUGACAGACGGCUCCUUCACCAAGGAGGUCCUCAUCGUGGACUACCCGCUGCUCAGCAGGGACCCUGGCCAGAGCUCCGAGGUGGUGCGCGGCGCCGUGCUGCGCUGCCUGGAGCACUUUGCGUGGAGCGGCGUCGUGGGCGUGUCCUUCACCAGGGAGGUGGCCGUGCGGCUGGGGGUGGCGAGCAGCGACUCGGCCGUGAUGGAGAAGGAGGUCAGCCGCAUGGCGUCGUCGUUUACCAAGGGCAAGGUCAUGCUGUGCCACGCAGUGCUCGACAGCAACGCAGCCGCGUACGACGAGCUCGUCUUCGGCGCGAGCGCGACCAGCGAGGGCUGGCAGCAGCGAGUGGUGCUCGUCUGCAGCCUCGCCCGCUACGUGGGCGCGGCGCUCUUCAACGACGGCCGCCGGGUGCGCAUCUCCCCCCUCGGCGCGCUCUUCGGCGCCGAGGGCCGCCCGCCGCCGCGGGCCUCCCCGCAGAGCUGUGCCGCGGGCGGCCGGUUCGUGCUUCCCGAGCCGGAGAGCCUGGAGUUCGAGGAGUGGGUGGGCUUCGUCGACGAGCAGCUGCGCGACGUGGCCGCGGCCGUGUCCUCGCUCGACCGUGUGCUGCUGAUCCCCGCGGGCCGACGUGCCGGGGCUGCCCCGCUCGCGCCGAGGCUCGCCAGGCUGCAGGAGCUGGCGGCGCAGCGCGGCCUGGAGGUCGCGGAGGUGGAGCAGGACGAGGGCUCCAUCGUCCGCGGCGUGGCGCUGUGUGCCGUCAUCGAGCUGCAGCAGGUGCAGCUCCUCCGCGCGCUGGAGGGCAUCAUGGACCACCGCUCGACGGCCCGCUCGCUGUCGGAGGCCCACUGCGGGGCCGUGUGGGACCGGGUGGACGCGACCUGCAAGGGCUGUGGUGGACGCGGGCGAGCUGGAGCAGGUCCUGCGGGUGCUGGGCGCGAGCGAGGCGGCCGGGCGGCAGGUUGUGGAGGUCCUGGGCGCCUGCGGCGGGAGGAUCGGGUUCGACUCCUUCAUGGCCUGGUGGAUCCGAGAGGUGCGCCAGGCCAGGGUGGUGACCCUCACGAGCGCUGGGGCUUGGCAGCGGCUCCUCGCCGCGGCCCCACCCGAUGGCUUUGGCGACCUGGUCGUGUUGGAGGUGACGUUCACCUUCUGCCGCCAAUGCCGCGGAUUCGACGCCAAGUUCCGGCGCUUCGCGGAGCAGUACAGAGAGGUGCGGUUCGUGCAGCUGGUGGGCAACGGCACCGUGGGCGCGAUGCGCUUGUGCCAGCAGGAGCUCGAGGUCACAGUCAGCCCAGCGUUCUUUGUCUUCCGGAGAGGCGGCGAGCUGCUCAGCCAAUGGACCGGUGCGAACGCCCAGCGCUUCUGCGACAAGAUGAGAGAGUGUCUCGCUGGCGCGCGCGCCUGACCAGGCCUGCGCACUUGUCACGUCAAUAA